Molecule: messenger RNA, 360 nt
Organism: Lagenorhynchus albirostris (white-beaked dolphin)
Lineage: Eukaryota; Metazoa; Chordata; Mammalia; Artiodactyla; Delphinidae
Product: large ribosomal subunit protein eL36-like
Exons: 1
Coding region: 1-318 (105 amino acids)
Biological process (GO): cytoplasmic translation
Cellular component (GO): cytosolic large ribosomal subunit; ribosome
Molecular function (GO): structural constituent of ribosome
Source: RefSeq, a predicted model, not a curated record
AUGGCUCUGCGCUACCCCAUGGCUGUGGGCCUCAACAGGAGCCACAAGGUGGCCGAGAACGUGAGCAAGCCGAGGCACAGCCGCUGCCACGGGCCCCUCACCAAGCACACCGAGUUUGUGCAGGACAUGAUCCAGGAGGUGUGCGGCUUCGCCUCUUAUGAACGGCGGGCCAUGGAGCUGCUCAAGGUCUCCAAGGACAAGCGGGCCUUCAAGUUCAUCAAGAAAAGGGUGGGGGGACACAUCUGUGCCAAGAGGAAGAGAGAGGAGCUGAGCAAUGUCCUGGCCGCCAUGAGGAAGGCAGCAGCCAAGAAGGACUGAGCCCUUCCCCUCUGUGCACAAUAAAACUUCUUCAGAAAAAAA